AGCAUCCAAGAAAGUCCCAUGAUCCACAUCCUCCUUCCUUGUAAAUAGGAGUCAUGCCGUCAUUGUGUCUUAACAAAAUAUACCGUAAUUUCACUGCAACCUAAAAAAGGGAAAAAGUUUAUGAGGGAGGAAGCAUGACAUCAAACAUUCAUAUUCUCUCUUUUUCUUGUAACAUAUUCUGAUUCUCUGAAGAAGAAGAAGACCAAUCAAAAUUGAAAUCCCACUUCACCAUUUUCCUCUUUCUGAUCGACUCUCAAGUCUUAAUCUUUAUGUUCAUAAUUUUGUUUUAGAGAGAGAGAGAGAGAGAGAGAAUGGGGGUGGAUUAUUACAGUGUAUUGAAGGUGAACAAGAAUGCUACAGAAGAUGAUAUAAAGAAGGCGUAUAGGAAGCUGGCCAUGAAAUGGCACCCGGACAAGAACCCUAAUGACAAAAAAGAAGCAGAAGCCAGAUUCAAGCAGAUCUCUGAGGCUUAUGAGGUGUUGAGUGAUCCUCAGAAAAGACAAGUUUAUGAUCAGGAUGGUGAAGAAGGUUUGAAAGAUAUCCCACCACCUGGAAGUGGUGGAUUCUCAUAUGGAGGUGGAUCCAAGGGAUUUAAUCCUAGGAACGCGGAGGACAUUUUUGCAGAAUUCUUCGGAAGUAGUCCUUUCGGAUUUGGAUCAUCAGGACCUGGGAAAUCCAUGAGGUUUUCAUCCGAUGGAGGGGGGACGUUCGGGGCAUUUGGUGGCGGUGGUGAAAAUAUUUUUCGAUCAUAUAGUGAAGGUGUCACGCCAAAGAAACCACAAGCAGUUGAGAGCAAAUUGCCAUGCAGCCUUGAGGAGCUGUAUUCUGGAUCAACGAGGAAGAUGAAGAUAUCAAGGAGUGUGAUUGAUGCAAAUGGACGCCAAGUGACGGAACAAGAAAUAUUGACGAUUGAUGUGAAGCCAGGAUGGAAGAAGGGAACCAAGAUUACAUUCCCAGAUAAAGGAAACGAGCAGCUAGGUCACCUGCCGGCAGACCUUGUCUUUGUGAUCGAUGAGAAACCACACAGCACUUACAAGAGAGAUGGCAAUGACCUCAUUGUGAACAAAAAGGUGACAUUGGCCGACGCAUUGGGCGGAACCACGGUGAACUUAACCACGCUUGAUGGUCGUGAUUUAUCAAUUCCGGUGACUGACAUUGUGAACCCGGGCUACGAGCUUGUCGUUGCCAGGGAAGGUAUGCCAAUAGCAAAGGAGCGUGGGAUAGGGGUGAUUUGAAGAUCAUAUUUGAGAUCAGGUUCCCUACAAGACUGACCCCAGACCAAAGAGCUGGACUUAAACGAACAUUGGCAGGUUGAAGAGUCAUAUAUGUUGACCUAUGUUCCAUUGUAGAUUGCCCAACAGUUUUAGAGAGUCACAUACAAUACAAGUCUAAUCUGCACUUUUUGUGUAGUGUGUAUGAUAUGUUUGUACAAACACUGACUCCUUACAUAUAAAGAGUCAUUUUACGAUCGUUAACUGCAAAUUACAGUCUAACACUAAUGCAAAAACAACUCGUUAAAUUUACAGAAAUAAAAAUUUAUGCACACA
This is a messenger RNA of Malus domestica (apple), 1547 nucleotides long. RefSeq lists its product as uncharacterized. The record is from RefSeq and is a predicted model, not a curated record. Lineage: Eukaryota; Viridiplantae; Streptophyta; Magnoliopsida; Rosales; Rosaceae. Gene Ontology annotation, cellular component: cytosol. Gene Ontology annotation, molecular function: protein-folding chaperone binding.